This is a messenger RNA of Sinocyclocheilus grahami, 1568 nucleotides long. RefSeq names its product nidogen-1-like. The coding region runs from base 77 to 1564 and encodes 495 amino acids. The transcript is spliced from 7 exons. Gene Ontology annotation, biological process: cell-matrix adhesion. The record is from RefSeq and is a predicted model, not a curated record. NCBI's taxonomy places the organism in Eukaryota, Metazoa, Chordata, Actinopteri, Cypriniformes, Cyprinidae.
UAAAUGAGGACGCGUUUCCACCGAAAGCAGCAGCAGUCAGUCUCAGGCAGCUUCAGCUUCAGGUUCGGGACUGGAAAUGGGUCGGCAGGGGCAGAGAUGGCCAGUGUGGAUCUUAUUAUUGGGAUUGUCAGUGUGUGUCAGCGGGAUAACACGACAGGAACUUUUUCCGUUCGGGAGAAACGCAGGCGACCAGUCUCUUGAUGAAGGCAAUGAUGAGACUCAGGAGAUCAGGCUGCAGAAACCCGUAACGUUUCACGACGGACAGUUCAACACGAUUUACAUCAACACCAAUGGGUUUGUUGCCCUGGAGAAGCCAGCAGGAGAAUCCGAGUAUCUGGGCAACAUGCCGGCUGGUUUUGGGAUGAUCGCUGCUCUGCAGGGCGACCUGGACACCAGCAACGGAGUAGGAAAGGUGUUCUUCCGCCAGGACUCCAGUCCGGCUCUUCUACAGCAGGCGGCCGAUCACAUCAACAGAGCCUUCCCCGAGGAUGACGUGGUGAACCCCAUCCACGCUGUGGUGGUCACAUGGGUGGAUGUGGCGUCCCAUCGGGCUGAGAGCAGAGGAGACGGACUGGAGCACACCGGAAGACGAAAUACGUUUCAGCUGGUCAUCGCUUCUCUGGAGACGAUGUCCUUUGCGAUUCUUCUCUACCCGAGAGAGGCGAUGCAGUUCCAGAGCACCGGCAGCAGCUACACGAUGCACGCCGGCUUCAGCAAAGGAGAAAAGACUAACUUAUUCCUUUCGAAGAAGCAAGGACCGUACUAUCGCAUCACAGACGACACCGAGGCGUCUGUCAAGAAAUUAGCUGAGCAGACUAACUCCGGAAAGCGUGGCGUGUGGGUGUAUGAAAUCGGGACGUUCCCUCACUUCACAGACGUCGCUCCUGGAGAAGUGCCGGAUUUUCCUUUGGAUUCCCAGCAGCACAGGAGCACAGGAAGCCACAGCCAUCAACACCCGGUGUAUCCUGACCUGGAUGGAGUCUACCAUCGUCCAGAACACCCUCCACCCACCCAGGUGCACACGGUUCAGUUCAGGCCUGAGCGACAGACGGUCGUGGAAAUCGAAAAUGAAGACGACAUCGAGGUUGAGGUAUUUACAUACAACUCUGGUGAAUGUGGCGGACAGAAAUGCUCCAAAUUUGGCGAAUGUAGGAAUUAUCCGAGCGGACGAUGCUGCCAGUGUAAACCUGGAUACUACGGCAAUGGAGUUCAGUGUGUAUCUGACGUAUUUACAUACAACUCUGGUGAAUGUGGCGGACAGAAAUGCUCCAAAUUUGGCGAAUGUAGGAAUUAUCCGAGCGGACGAUGCUGCCAGUGUAAACCUGGAUACUACGGCAAUGGAGUUCAGUGUGUAUCUGACGUUGUAGAGGUGCAGCGUCCUGUGGACCCGUGUCGCAUCGGCACUCAUGACUGUGACAUCCCUGAACGCGCUCGCUGCAGCUAUACCGGAGGAUCGUCCUACAUCUGCACCUGCCUGCCGGGAUUCAUGGGAGAUGGGCGCAGCUGUCAGGGUGGGUCUCUACCGCUCUAUCGCAGACAUGCUUUCAUAUAUACGAUUUAUUAGAAGA